Molecule: messenger RNA, 637 nt
Organism: Punica granatum (pomegranate)
Lineage: Eukaryota; Viridiplantae; Streptophyta; Magnoliopsida; Myrtales; Lythraceae
Source: RefSeq, a predicted model, not a curated record
AAAUGCCUCCACACCACUCGUUCCAAACUUCCCCAGAUUUCUCCAUCUUCCAGUAACCACCUAUAUAUAUAUAUACAUAUAUCCUGCAACCACUAUAUUGACAGCAUAUCAAACACUGCACUUCUUGAGUGAUUCUGAGGAAAUACCUUGUUUUCUUCUGAUCUGAACCAGCAAUCUCCUUUCGUGUUUGCAGUUCUUAAAGUGAUCAGUGUCUAAAAUGGCAAUCGGUCUCUCCGGUGUUUCUCAUGCUAAGCGGGUUCUUCGGCAUUCACUUUCGUUUGGUAGAGAAGGAAUGUCUUCAAAAACCCCGAAAGGCCAUCUUGCAGUUUAUGUUGGAGAGGAAGAGAAGAAGAGAUAUAUGGUGCCGAUAUCGUACCUGAACCACCCCUUGUUUCAAGACUUGCUUAACAGAGCAGAGGAGGAAUUCGGGUACCAUCACCCAAUGGGCGGACUCACGUUUCCCUGCACAGAGGAAACAUUUAUUGAUCUCGUUUCUCAGUUGAGUGGAUUGUGAAAAUCAGAGAAGUAGGACUAAGCUAAAACUGUUUUGUACAUCGGAUCUGGAAAAUCACCUGUACAGUACUUUUAUUCUUUUCUUGUACUAGAACAAUCUCAUGAAUGAAAUGAUGACCCGUUU